This is a messenger RNA of Cavenderia fasciculata, 2550 nucleotides long. RefSeq lists its product as uncharacterized. The transcript has 2 exons. The coding region runs from base 1 to 2550 and encodes 849 amino acids. Lineage: Eukaryota; Evosea; Eumycetozoa; Acytosteliales; Cavenderiaceae. The record is from RefSeq and is a predicted model, not a curated record.
AUGAGCGUUGAAGAUAUUACUAAAGGAUUGGAUUUAUUAGAUGUUCAUGUCAAAUUGUCGACCAUCUUUAGUGCAGUGGCAUCUGGUGAAACUAGAGGUUACAAACUAUGUGAUGUUGAAGACAAUUCACUCACUCCAUUAUUGUUGCAACUUGAAAAGGAGGCAACCAAGGAAGGAGAGAUUUCAUUCAGCGAGCAGUGUGAUAUGACCAUCAAGGUGGACGGUGUCGAUUGUGGUACGUUGGCCAAACCAAACAUUGAAAAGCUCAUUUCAAUGGCUCAUCCUGCACCAUUUGGCAAGGGAACUGAAAAGGUUUAUGAUGAGACUGUUAGAAAGGGUCUUCAAAUCACUGCCAAUAGAAUCCAACUUGGCGAUCUACCACCAUCUGCAGAACAAGUUAGAUCUGGUUACGCUUUGGUUCAUUACACCUAUGACCAAAGUGCUACCAAUCUCACUAAAACUCUUCAACAAACCAAUUAUCAUAAAGAUAUGUUGGAUAUCUUUGAAACUUAUAAUUCUACACCAUCUCUUAGACUUUACAAGAUUCAUAUUUACCAAGAGGGAGGAUUCUUUGAUGAACAUAUUGAUACUCAAGUUGAACAUAGUCAUGUUGGUACUUUUAUUCUUCCAAUUGGUGUUGAUACCUAUGAAGGAGGUGAAUUUCAAGUUGGUUCUGGUUUAAAGCUCGAUGAAAACGACUGUCGGUCGGUCAAGUUAAACGUCACUAAAAUUCCCGAAGGUUAUCAACCACCAAGCCAAACAGGUGGUAGAUUCAUGGGCUCUACAGGAUUGCAUCAACAUUCAGUUGUUGCAUCAACAUCACCAUUCAUUCAGCAACAACAAGUUGUACAAGCAUCAUCAACAUCACCAUUCAUUCACCAUCAAGCAGGUGCAACAACAACAUCACCAUUCGUUCAGAAUCAAGUACCUUUAAAUACAACUCCAUUCGUUCCACCACCCCGUAACCCAUUCCCAGUUGUUCAAUCUCACCAAACAGAUCCAUUCCCUUCUAGUUCAGUGGGUGGAACCUCAGUGAGUGGAAGCUCGAGUGUACCAACAUCAACAUCUCCAUUCAUUCAACAUCAAGCAGGAUCAACACAAGUACCUUUAAAUACAACUCCAUUUGUCCCACCACCACGUAACCCAUUCCCAGUUGUUCAGUCUCAUCAAACAGAUCCAUUCCCUACUAGUUCAGUCAGUGGAACCUCAGUCAGUGGAAGCUCGAGUGUACCAACAUCAACAUCUCCAUUCAUUCAACAUCAAGCAGGAGCAUCACAAGUACCUUUAAAUACAACUCCAUUUGUCCCACCACCACGUAACCCAUUCCCUGUUGUUCAGUCUCAUCAAACAGAUCCAUUCCCUGCUGGUUCGGCCAGUGGAACCUCUAGUGUUUCAUACUCCUCAGGUAGUGUAUCCUCAGUGAGUGGAAGCUCGAGCGUACCAACAACAACAUCUCCAUUCAUUCAACAUCAAGCAGGAGCAUCACAAGUACCUUUAAAUACAGCUCCAUUUGUUCCACCACCACGUAACCCAUUCCCAGUUGCUCAAUCUAACCAAACAAGUCCAUUCCCUGCUGGUUCGGUCAGUGUAACCUCUAGUGUUUCCUCGGUUGGUCCAGUGAAUCAAGCAAUGUCAGGAUUCGGAGGAUUCGGGGCAUCAUCAGCUCCAUUUGUCCACGCAGCCUCAAGUAAUAAUAAUAAUAAUGCUCAAGCACUUGCUCCAGCAGGAGAAGUUGGCAAAAAAAUCGAUUUGUUUAAAGCAAAAUAUGUGGCCAUGUUUAACGAUUGUCCACAUCGUGUUUUGCCAGUUACCAAGGGCACCAGAAUCGUCCUCCAAUACAACGUCAUUAUGAAAGAUGCCGAAGACAAGUACGACGGUGGUAUCAAGCCAACUGGAUCAUCGCACUCUAUCUUUUCAGACAGAUCCGAGGAAGAGGAAGAAGAAGGCAAUAGUUUGAACGACCAAGACGACGAAACUUUCCCCUCGAUCCAAGACAUUAAAAAGAAACAAGCCGAGAAGAAGCCUGACCUUGUUUCUGGUGACGCACCAACUCCCAGGUUUGAACUUGGAAAGAGACCAAGAGAGGAAAAGAGAACCAAGACUGACGAAGAAAACCAAAGAGUGUUGAAUCUCAUCGCACCAAGAAUCAAGGAAUUCUUUGACAGCAAACAAGACAAGCCACUCAACGUUGCUCUUCUCCUCCAACACCAGUACAAGGCAAACGUCAAUAGCAGCGAUCUCAAGGGUGUCGACAAGUCACUCUUUGAACAUUUGGAAAAGGAGUUUGGAAAGGACAGAGUAGAGGUUGCCACACUCAUCGUCGGUGCCAAGUACAAUGGUACAACCUCUUUUGAAAAGUUGGAUAGCCAUACCUUAAAGUAUGGUCCAGUCGCCUCUAAAAUCCAUACUCUUGUCUUCCCAGGUGCCAAAUAUGGUUCGUUGCCAUCAAUCUUUUCAAAGACCGCUCCAAGUACCGGUAACGAGGAAUUAAGUUAUAACGAUGUUGGUGCUAUUACCUCUAUCAUCAUCCAACCACCUUCCACCAACUAA